Molecule: messenger RNA, 348 nt
Organism: Heterostelium album PN500
Lineage: Eukaryota; Evosea; Eumycetozoa; Acytosteliales; Acytosteliaceae
Product: hydroxyisourate hydrolase
Exons: 2
Coding region: 1-348 (115 amino acids)
Biological process (GO): purine nucleobase metabolic process
Molecular function (GO): hydroxyisourate hydrolase activity
Source: RefSeq, a predicted model, not a curated record
AUGUCUACACAUAAAGGUUCAACUUUAUCUACACAUGUUUUAGAUACAAAUACAGGAAAUCCUGCACCAAAUUUAAGAGUUAUUCUUAAAAAGGUAGUUGGUGAAAAUCAAUUUGAGUUGUUAAAGGAACAGACAACCAAUACAGAUGGUCGUGCACGUGAGUUCCCAGAAUUAGAGAAUGGUGUCUAUCAAAUAACAUUCAUGACUGAUGACUACUUCAAAGCUAACAAUAUCACUGCCUAUUUCUAUCCAAAGGUAUCGAUUGAAUUUAUCGUCGACACAACCCGUCACUAUCAUGUACCACUCUUGAUCUCGCCAUAUGGAUAUUCAACCUAUCGUGGUAGUUAA